This is a messenger RNA of Thamnophis sirtalis, 1029 nucleotides long. Lineage: Eukaryota; Metazoa; Chordata; Lepidosauria; Squamata; Natricidae. The record is from RefSeq and is a predicted model, not a curated record.
UUUUAUUGCGGCAAAUAAACGUUGCGGAACACAGCGCUCCACCUGGUUCACAGAAAAGAGGGGGUCGGUGUAAGGGAAACCCCGAAGCUAAGUGCGGCCAGAGCUUUGCUUUUUCCUCCCAGCAAGUUUACUUUGCAUGUCUGAUGGGAUCUACCUUCAGCCAAUAAGUUUCUUGAAACAAGGGCACAGUAUGGUCUUCAUGAACUUCCUACAUUUUGAGUCACUUUGCACUUUCCUGUUUUCCCAAGUAUUUAUAUCAUGGAGUAUCCAAGAGCUACAAGUCAGUCAAGAAAUAAUUGAGAAGAUUUCAGCCGCUUCCCAAUUAAUGAAUUGCUCUGCUCCAGUCGAUAUCUUAUUUCUGUUAGAUGGAUCCUAUAGCAUUGGCAAAGCAAGCUUUGAAAGGUCAAAAUAUCUGACAAUCAAGCUUUGUGAUGCAUUGGACAUCAGCCCAGAAAAGGUUAGAGUUGGAGCAAUACAAUUCAGCAACACUCCUCGCUUGGAAUUCCCAUUGGAUGCAUAUUUCACUAAGCAUGAGAUAAAAGUUCAACUCAAGAAGAUUGUGUUCAAAGGUGGGCGAACAAAAACAGGUCUUGCUCUAAAACACAUUCUUCAACAAGGAUUCCGUGGAGGCAGGAACUCAUCAGUUUCCCAAAUCCUUAUAAUCUUAACUGAUGGGAGAUCUCAGGACAACGUGUCAACCUUAGCCCAGCAGAUAAAAGAAAGGGGGAUUGCGGUGUUUGCAAUUGGAGUCAACUUCCCAAAGUGGGGAGAAUUGUAUGCACUAGCAAGUGAGCCAGUGGAAUACUAUACGCUGUUUGCAGAAGACACUGAUGAUGCCUCCAAUGGGCUUUAUACCGUGCUUACACUCUCUGAUAUCUGCAAUGCUGCAUUUCCGGCUUGCAGGGCUGAACCUCAUCCCUGUGAACGCAAAACACUUGAACGAGUAAAAGAACUGGUUGGAAACUAUUUCUGUUGGAAAGGAUCCCAAAGCAGUAAUAUUGUACAGACAUCACUCUGCCCUUUCUACAA